This is a messenger RNA of Centropristis striata (black sea bass), 1689 nucleotides long. It is a transcript of the gene aifm5, whose product is annotated as apoptosis inducing factor mitochondria associated 5. The transcript is spliced from 19 exons. Gene Ontology annotation, cellular component: cytoplasm. The record is from RefSeq and is a predicted model, not a curated record. Lineage: Eukaryota; Metazoa; Chordata; Actinopteri; Perciformes; Serranidae. Gene Ontology annotation, molecular function: flavin adenine dinucleotide binding; 2 iron, 2 sulfur cluster binding; oxidoreductase activity, acting on NAD(P)H. The coding region runs from base 1 to 1689 and encodes 562 amino acids.
AUGUCUGGGACCAAACCACACCGUGACGAGCAUCCGGACUCGGAUCCAGAGGACACAGCAUCAGAGGAGCUGACAGAGGUGGUGUGUCUGGAGUCAGACCUGCAGGAUGGACAGAUGAUGGAGGUGGAGGUGGGUCGCCACAGCGUGCUGCUGACUCGUUGUGAGGGUAAAUACAGCGCCCUCGGGCACCAGUGCACACACUAUGGAGCUCCGCUCAGCAAAGGGGUUCUCUCGGGUCACACGGUGCGCUGCCCGUGGCACGGCGCCUGUUUUAACGCUCACACAGGAGAUCUGGAGGAAUACCCCGGCAUGGACUGUUUACCAUGCCACAAGGUCAAAAUCCAAAACAGUAAAGUUUAUGUGACGGUAAACAAAAAGACUCUGAGGCAGGAGAAAAGAGUGAAGCAAAUGGGAGCUGCAGUACCAGGAAACACUCACACUAUCGUGCUGCUGGGAGGAGGUGCUGCGUCGUUGAUCUGCGCUGAGACGCUGCGGCAGGAAAACUUUGGCGGCAGGAUCAUCAUGGUCUCCAGUGACGAGCUUCUACCUUACGACAAAACACGACUCAGCAAGGUGAUGAACGUGGAGAGCGACACCAUCCUGCUGAGGAGGAUGGAGUUCUACCAGAAGUACGACAUCGAGGUGCGGCUCAGGAGAGAGGCGGUGUCAGUGGACACAGACAACAAGACGGUGUCGUUCAACGACGGUUCAGUGCAGAGUUACGACCAGCUGCUCAUCUCCACAGGCUGCAGAGCGAAGGGACUGGAUGUCCCCGGCAUGAAGCUGGACAACGUCCGGAUGCUGGAGACGCCGGAGGAUGCCCGGCAGAUCCAUGCUGCCUGUCUGGGCUGCAACGUAGUCCUAGUGGGAACCUCAUUUGUCGGUAUGGAAGUUGCAUCUUAUCUGAUAAACAAAGCUCUGAGCAUCACAGUGAUCGGCAGCAGCCAACUGCCGUACCAGAACACUCUGGGUCGGGAAAUCGGCAAAUUCACCAUGAAGAUGCUGUCAGAGAAGAAUGUGAAGUUCUUCAUGAACGAUAAUGUGACGGAGAUCAGAGGUGUGGAGGGGAAGGUAAAGUUUGUCGCUCUGAAAAGUGGGAAAGUCAUUCCAGCUGAUGUUUUGAUUGUUGGGAUCGGCAUCAAACCGAACUCGGAGUUCCUAAAAGGCAGCAAAAUACAGAUGGACUCGAAAAACUUUGUAAUAGUCGACAAGUACAUGCGCACCAACGUCCCCGAUGUGUACUGUGGCGGCGACCUCGCCACCUUCCCCCUGAAGAUGGCCCAAAACCGGCUCGUCAACAUCGGACACUGGCAGAUGGCACAAGCUCACGCAAGGAUAGCAGCUCUGAACAUGCUGAAUAAACCGACUGAACUCAACUCAGUUCCUUUCUACUGGACCGUCCAACUGGGUAAAACCAUCCGAUAUGCAGGCUACGGGGAGGGAUACACUGACAUUGUAUUGAAAGGAAAGUUUGAGGACAGGAAGUUCCUUGCUUUGUACAUCAAGAAUGAUGAGGUCAUAGCGGCGGCAAGUUUAAACUACGACCCGGCGGUGUCUGCAGUAGCUGAGAGGUUUGCAGCAGGAAAAGUCAUCACGAGGGAAGAGGCUGAAUCUGAUGACCUGAGUUGGCUGCAGCUGUCCCGGCCAACACCUUCCGCCACACACAACACCACAUCUGUACCAUGUUGA